Diatraea saccharalis (sugarcane borer) is the source of this 780-nucleotide messenger RNA. The record is from the annotation of a GenBank genome assembly. NCBI's taxonomy places the organism in Eukaryota, Metazoa, Arthropoda, Insecta, Lepidoptera, Crambidae.
AUGCGCGUUGGUAGACAAAACGCCUGUAGAAAUAAAUUUGUUGAGCUUUUUGUCGUUUUAAUAACCUAAUGCUAAGGCCUCUGAAAGUAGCCGUAGAAGCUAUAAGUCGACAAGAUGCGAAAAUCCUUACGAGCGAUGCAAUUUUAGCAGUUCUUCUCCGCACUAUUAGACAAAUUGACACGCCUCUGUCGGACAAGCUUUAUUUAGCUCUAGAGAAACGAGUGAAAAAGCGAAGGGAUGCACGGUUGUACACACUUUGUAAAUCCUGAAAGCCUGUCAUCAAGCAGCUUGGAAACUACAUCAAAAACGGUGAUGAUAAAAUACGCUGAAAGUUUCUUUGAUCGUUUGUUUGCUGCAUCGGGUAAUGAGGAUACGGUGGGCAUUCACAACAGUUCUGCUGAUGAAGAGGACAACCUCAGUCUGAGAACUCUGAGAGAUACGGCUAUGGCUAUGGCUAACAAUAACAAUGAUAAUAUAUCAUUUGAAUCUGAAUUGAAUGAAGCCAUAAACAAAGCUACUGCGUCUAUUUCGGCAACUAAGAUUGAUCGCUCUAAGUUAAAGAAGGAAUUCCAGUUAUUCGAAGUUUCCAAGCAACGCACUUCUAAUCUAGUACUUCUUUACAAGGCCCUGUUAACAGUCAAGCCUACAUCAACCGACAGCGAAAGAACGUUUUCGGUAGCUGGGAAUUUUGUGACAAAAACCAGAAACAGAGUUUCAGAUAAAUCUCUACAUGCAAUUGUAUUUUUAAAAGCUCGCUUUUUACAAGCUAAGAAAGACUGA